Eremothecium gossypii ATCC 10895 is the source of this 957-nucleotide messenger RNA. It is a transcript of the gene BMT5, whose product is annotated as 25S rRNA (uracil2634-N3)-methyltransferase. Gene Ontology annotation, molecular function: rRNA (uridine-N3-)-methyltransferase activity. The record is from RefSeq and is marked provisional. NCBI's taxonomy places the organism in Eukaryota, Fungi, Ascomycota, Saccharomycetes, Saccharomycetales, Saccharomycetaceae. Gene Ontology annotation, cellular component: cytoplasm. The transcript has a single exon. Gene Ontology annotation, biological process: rRNA base methylation. The coding region runs from base 1 to 957 and encodes 318 amino acids.
AUGGCGAGGAAACUAAAGGGCAAGGCCAGUGCCAAGGGCCUUAAGGGCGCGUUGGCAAGGUACCAAGAAUCUGAGCAGACAAAAGCAAAGGUUAAGAGGAAACUGGAGCACGAAUCUUCAAAGGGUAAGUCAAGUAAGCAAGUUAAUAGAAAUAGAAAACUGCAACAAGAACACGAGAAGAAGUUUGUACCCUUUCUACCAGAUUCCACGCUACUUUUAGUUGGCGAGGGCGAUUUUUCUUUUGCGAAGAGUAUCUUGGACUGUGGGUACAUCAAGGCGGAAAAUCUCAUCAUUACCAGCUAUGACAGUGGAGUGAAAGAGCUGGAGCUUAAGUACCCCAAGUCAUUCAGGGAAAACUAUGAUUACCUAGUGUCUGAGAGUGUUCGUAUCUUCUUCAACAUAGACGCAACAAAGCUUGUUUCCAGCUUCAAGCUAUCUAAAAAGAAUCCAUGGCAGAAAGUCAUGGGCCCUGAAUGGAAAGCUAAACCACUGGAAAAUGUGUUGUUCAACUUUCCACAUACGGGUCAUGGCAUAAAAGACCAGGACCGCAACAUCAGAGAGCAUCAAGAGCUACUAUUCGGAUAUUUUGAUAGCUGUAAACAACUAUUCAAGCUGGCGAAUAAGAAGGUAGGUGAUGACCAUCUUUCCGGAUAUGAAGUAGGAAAAGAACAAUCAUCUGAUGAUAUGGGGAGGAUCAUUUUGUCCCUAUUUGCCGGUGAUCCAUACGAUUCUUGGCAGCCUAAGGUACUUGCCAAGGAGAAUGGUUUAAAGCUCGAGAGGUCGCACAAAUUCCAGUGGGAUACCUUCCCAGGAUACCGUCAUAGGAGAACUAACAAUGAGCAGGAUACGACUAAGCCUGCAGCCGAGCGUGAAGCUAGAAUUUUCAUUUUCGAGAAAAACGAUGGCAAGAGGCAUAACCAGUCUAAGCGCCGGUCAAACGACUCCGAUUCAGAAUAA